AGCAGUGUAUUUUCUCAUACAUCAAAUAGGCUGAAGAGCCCUCAUCUUCGUCGUCUCCGCAUUGAAGAAGAAAAAGAAAAAGCCAUGGCGGAAGUUACAGUGAUAAUCGUGGGGGCGGGGCCGUCGGGGCUAGCCGCCGCGGCGUGCCUAACAAUGUCCUCAAUUCCACACCUAAUCCUCGAAAGAGAAGACUGCUCCGCCGCGCUCUGGCGGAAAUACUCCUACGACCGCCUCCGCCUCCACCUCCCCAAGCGCUUCUGCCACCUCCCGGCCGCGCCGCUCCCCUCCGCCGCCCCCAAUUACGCCCCCAAGGCCGAUUUCCUCCGCUAUCUCGACGAUUACGCCGCCAAGUUCAGGAUCCGCCCUCUGUUUCGGCGAAAUGUGGAGGCCGCCGAGUUCGAUUCGGCCGCCGACAAGUGGAGGAUUAGGGCUUCGAACGGAGAGAUCGUCGAGGAGUACGCGGCGCGGUUCCUAGUGGUGGCGACGGGGGAGACGACGGAGCCCUACUCGCCGGCGGUGGACGGAUUGGCCGGGUACGGCGGCGAUGUGAUGCACUCGACGGAGUUUAAGUCCGGGAAGGGAUUUGAGGGGAAGAAUGUGCUGGUGGUUGGGGCCGGGAAUUCGGCCAUGGAAAUUGGUUCGGAUCUUGUUGAUCAUGGCGCCGUUACUUCGAUGCUCGUCCGAAGCCCGGUUCAUUUUAUGUCAAGAAGAAUGGUGCAAUUGGCAUUGGUUUUGUUGAAGUAUUUAUCAGUUGGGUGUGUGGAUUCAUUGAUGGUGAUGUUGAGCAAAUUAGUGUAUGGAGACCUCACCAAAUAUGGAAUCUCCACACCAUCAGAAGGACCGAUGGCCAUGAAACUCAAGUAUGGCAAGUAUCCAGUCAUUGAUGGAGGAGGAGCCUUUCACAAAAUUCAAUCUCGACAAAUUCAGGUGUUGCCGACAGAAAUCUCAAGCAUAAAAGGCAAUAAUGUACUGUUCAAAAACGGCAAAUCUUACCCAUUUGACUCCAUCAUAUUCUGCACUGGCUUCAAAAGGUCAACACAUCUAUGGCUGAAGGGGGAUGACUAUCUUCUGAAUGAGGAUGGACUACCGAAACCGAACUACCCUAAUCACUGGAAAGGAAAGAAUGGCUUGUAUUGUGUAGGGUUAUCAAGAGGAGGACUAUAUGGAGCUAAUUUUGAUGCUCAAAACAUUGCUAAAGAUAUAUCAGCUCAAAUCCAUUGGCGCGGGUAGAAGAAAUAAAGAAUGAUGUAUUUUUCAAUGGAAAAUACUUGCGUACACACCCCUAAAUUGGUUAGCAGGAAAGCUUCUAUUAAUUUCUAAA
Momordica charantia (bitter melon) is the source of this 1321-nucleotide messenger RNA. RefSeq names its product putative indole-3-pyruvate monooxygenase YUCCA10. Gene Ontology annotation, molecular function: monooxygenase activity; flavin adenine dinucleotide binding; NADP binding. The record is from RefSeq and is a predicted model, not a curated record. Lineage: Eukaryota; Viridiplantae; Streptophyta; Magnoliopsida; Cucurbitales; Cucurbitaceae.